Lontra canadensis (Northern American river otter) is the source of this 714-nucleotide messenger RNA. It is a transcript of the gene NDUFA5, whose product is annotated as NADH:ubiquinone oxidoreductase subunit A5. Bases 102 to 452 code for a protein of 116 amino acids. The record is from RefSeq and is a predicted model, not a curated record. Lineage: Eukaryota; Metazoa; Chordata; Mammalia; Carnivora; Mustelidae. The transcript is spliced from 6 exons. Gene Ontology annotation, biological process: respiratory electron transport chain.
GACUGUUUCCAAGGUGACGGUGUGGCGGCCUCGGUGGUGGAUUGAGUGGGUCUGAGCGAGGUUCCCAGAGGGCUGCGCGUCCCCGUCCUGUCGGCGCCGUCAUGGCGGGUUUGCUGAAGAAGACCACCGGCCUUGUGGGAUUGGCUGUAUGUGAGAGUCCGCACGAGAGGCUAAGAAUAUUGUACACAAAGAUUCUUGAUGUUCUUGAGCAAAUUCCUAAAAAUGCAGCAUAUAGGAAGUACACAGAACAGAUUACAAAUGAGAAGCUGAGUAUGGUUAAAGCGGAACCAGAUGUUAAGAAAUUAGAAGACCAACUUCAGUGUGGCCAACUAGAAGAGGUUAUUCUUCAGGCUGAAAAUGAACUAAGUCUGGCAAGAAAAAUGUUACAGUGGAAACCAUGGGAGCCUUUAGUGGAAGAGCCUCCUGCCAACCAAUGGAAAUGGCCAAUAUAAUCAUCAUUAAAUGAUUGCAGUCAGAAUGCAAGAGAAGGCUUUUGUGGGGAAAGUGGAAAAGCUUUAGAGGGAGUCAGAGGUCCAGGGGUUCUCAUCCCAUGGUUCCAGUGCCAUCAAGAGCUCAAGUGGAGGCAAGUUGUCAACCUCUCAGAUUGACCUAUUUCCUUCUUUAUAAAAAAAAGUAGAACUUAUGAUUUAUAACUUCCUUUUCAGUCCUAAAUAUUUGCUUUAAAUAUAAUACAUACUUAUAGAUGUAAAAAAA